Messenger RNA from Somion occarium, 2461 nucleotides. The record is from the annotation of a GenBank genome assembly. NCBI's taxonomy places the organism in Eukaryota, Fungi, Basidiomycota, Agaricomycetes, Polyporales, Cerrenaceae.
ACCAUCCCUGCACGUUUUUAGCUAAUUUUGACACAAGCCUGUGUACCGAUGUCGGGAACUCCGACUUUAUUGCACUUCGUAAAUAAAUAUGUGUACAUGGGCGCCUGUCGCUGCAAGCAUCUUGGCGUUUAUGGAGAGCAUAAAGAUGAGCUCGCACAGCUGAGUACGCAGCUCAUCUCUUCCCUUAACCAUGACCUUUGACGAACCCCCAACCUACUCACAGGACGACAGCGAUCUGUCCGAUGAAGGAAGCCAAAGCGGCGGCGACCUCCAAAUCCUCAUCGUACCCGCUACGAAUAGCACGGGAUUCCAGAAGGGCUACCUCGGUGCUGAUCUAGAACGUGCGGCGAUUGAAGGCGAAUUGCAAGUGAAGAGUGCAGAUAGGAUUCAAUGGGGUAAAGUGACAAUAUCUUUGCGGACCGUAGAAAGGGCCAAUGGAUAUGAGAUUGAACUCAAUCGCUCUGAGCUCGUCCUUGUAUCUUCACCUCCGGAUAGAAGCGACGCUCAAACACCACAAUCGACAUUCCCAUUCUCCAUCCCACUUCCACCAGAUACGCCGCAAUGUAUUCACACACCGCAUUCCGCAGUGUCGCAUACGUUGACUGCUAGGCUAGUCCCCGCGCAACCAGGUGCACAAGCAUACACCAAGGAAUUGGUCAUCCAUACCAGGCGGUACACCUCGCACUCGUAUGCCCUAGGUAUAGCUCCGGAAACCAAAGCGAUCGACGAUCCAACUCGCGUAGAGGUUCAAGUUCCGCGAACAAGCUUCAAAGCGGGAGAGCCGAUACCGCUUUACUUGACUAUUCCUUCACCACGCAGGGAACUCGUCCUAGAUGAGGGAUUAAGAUUGCGCAACGUUCGUGCUGAACUGAUCCGACUUGUCAAGGUCAAAAAAGCCGAUACGGAGAAUGGUCCCUCAUCCAGUAGGCAAUCUGGUGUAUUCGGGUCCAUUGUUGGGGAAUCGUCACAGGCAUCUUCAUCCGUUCAGAAACAACACAGUCUUUCUUCCUCGCAUGCGUUGGAUAUGCGAUCACUUGUUGGAGUACCAGGUGGUGGUGAGGUUGUUGCGCUCUCAGGCACAUCCUGUCGUCUGCACCCUACGCGACCGCUACAUUUACGACUCGUAUUACACCAACCCCGUGAUGACGAUCCCCUCUCGAACCAGUCCCCGAAUCUGCAUCUUAGCGACGCGUCUCACCAAGAGGUAGUGACAGAGUGCACCUCGAUCACUCAAACAACUCUCCUUCACUCUGUUUCCUUCCUUGUAUGCAUACAUGUGACGUUCAUGCACAUGGGUACCCAUACAGAAAGGGUCUCCACCAUCUCCAUCCCAGUAAACAUCCUCCCGCCGAGCGCACCACUUCCAGAAGUCGAGGAAUCACUGGAUACGGCUUAUCGGAAGAAACAUGACCGCCCACCUACACGAACUGCCAGACAUGAAGACGCUGAGGUACCUCAUUACGAAGAAGGUGUGGCGGGUCCCAGUUUCCACGCCCAGGGCGCACCCCCGCCUUUCGAAGAGCGGGAGGCUCCUCCACCGUUCUUUUCCCAAGCACCCGAGGCAUCCACUUCACGUCCGCCGACAUUCCUGGAGUCUGAGACGGAGAUCUACGUGCCUUCUCAGGAGGACCAGUCUAUAGCCCCUUUGCCUUUGGCUCAGGAUGUUGUUUUCGAAGGAGAAGGCGUUCUAUUUGGUUUCUCACAUUCAGAACAAUUCGAUGGGUAUAACCAACUUGAAGAACAGGAUAGGCCGAUGACGCCUCCACCUACAUUGGAAGAAGCAACCAGGGAUCCGGACGUGACCGAAUUGGCGACUCUCACGGAGACGGAUGCUAUCAACGCUCUUGAACUUGCCCUUGAGCAGCAUCCUGAUGCGCCAGAUGCUGGACUUCCACCUCCACCCCCGAUAGAUGAUAGUGACCCGCCUCCGUCUAUUGAUUCAGAGUUCACGUCGCCGAGCCGCCAUCAUACUGCCUCCCCACCCCAUUCUCAGGCACCCCCUGCCUUUGCAGAACCGUCUGAUUCCGGACACCAUCCGCCACCUUCGCCACUCCCUACCAACGCAGAGAGUCCUUCACCGGCUCAUGGUCAUGCUCCGCCUCCGUAUCGUGUUCCAGAUAAUUCCGAGCCAGAAGAUCAAGAGAAUGUCGCGCGUCCUCCGCCAUAUGUUGACUGAGGCCCUUUCAAGAAAUGUACACCAUUGAAUGCCGUUUUGCGCAAAUUUUAUACUUACCUCCUGUAGCAUACGGACACAUAGGAUUUUCACUUUUGUAUAUACAGCACAACAAAACCCACUUCAUCAUAACAAAGGCACAGCAUCAAGAGUACGUCCAUCCACAUCCUCGUGUAAGUCGUUCAGACAAAUAUUAGCGCAUGUACAUGUAACAAUGCAAAGGAGAAGAAGAAAUCAUAUGUAUAGAUGAGAGGAUAAAGGAAACAAGGGGGAAUCUCGUACAAGGGA